GCGAGGUGGUCACGUGCUGUGCGAUGGCGGCGUUAGCGGCGUCUUUGCUGCUGGGCCGGAUUGUGUAAGGGUAGGGCUGGAUUCUAGGUAGAGCCUGGCGGCGAGGAGAAAUCUCGGAUUGGGCUCUCAGUGACUAUGGGCACCGUCCAGGCUCGGAGCUUAGAGCCUCUUCCAGUGAGUGGACCGAAUUUAUCGCCUUCAGUGGAUGAACUGGAAACAGUUGAAGUGGAACCUGAGACCAAACAAGAGGUUUUAGAAAAUAAAAGAGUGGUUGUUCAGCAUGUGCACAUUGACGGAAUUAGCAGAACUAAAGAUGAUCUCUUAGUGUAUGAAAUUGCUGAUGUAUUCAAAGCUAAAAACCUCAUUGAGGUGAUGAAGAAGUCUCAUGAAGCUCGUGAACGCUUGCUUCGCCUGGGGAUUUUCAGAAAUGUGGAAGUCCUUAUUGAUACUGCCCAGGGUGAAGAGGCAGUAGCUGAAGGAUUGGACGUGAUAUUUGAAGUAAAGGAAAUGAGACGAUUGACUGGAAGCUACAACACUAUGGUUGGCAAUAAUGAAGGAAGUAUGGUUUUGGGUCUAAAGCUGCCCAAUCUAUUUGGUCGAGCAGAAAAAAUAACUUUCCAAUUCUCCUAUGGAACAAAAGAGACAUCUUAUGGCCUCUCAUACUUUAAACCACAGCCUGGUAACUUUGACAAAAAUUUUUCUGUCAAUUUGUACAAGGUAACUGGACAGUUUCCUUGGAGCUCGCUUCGUGAAACUGAUAGAGGUCUUUCAACUGAAUACAAUUUUCCAAUCUGGAAAACACAUCACACUUUGAAAUGGGAGGGAGUUUGGAGGGAGUUGAGCUCUUUGUCACGCACAGCAUCCUUUUCUGUUCGGGAAGAAAGUGGUCAUUCUCUCAAAUCUUCGCUUUCGCACACCAUGACUAUUGACACUCGGAAUUCAGCGAUCCUCCCCAAACGUGGAGCUUUGCUCAAAAUCAACCAGGAGCUGGCGGGUUACUGUGGAGGUGACGUGAACUUUUUGAAGGAGGAUGUUGAGCUACAGUUCAAUACCAGUCUGUUAUGGGAUUGUGUUCUCUCAGCUUCCCUGUGGAGUGGCCUUCUAGUACCAAUGGGAGAGAAGCCGUCUUCUAUUGCUGAUAGAUUUUACCUUGGAGGGCCAACAACUGUGCGUGGCUUCAGCAUGUAUAGUAUUGGACCUCAGAGUGAAGGGGAUUACCUUGGUGGUGAAGCAUAUUGGGCCGGAGGUCUGCACUUUUACACACCUCUGCCUUUCCGUCCGGGCCAUGGAGGAUUUGGUGACCUGUUCAGAACACACUUCUUUUUGAAUGCUGGCAACCUUUGUAACCUGAACUAUGGUGAAGGCCCCAAUGCACACCUGCAGAAGCUGGCAGAAUGUAUCCGAUGGUCCUAUGGGGCAGGGAUUGUCCUGAGAUUGGGAAACAUUGCCAGACUGGAACUCAACUAUUGCAUUCCCAUGGGCGUACAGAGUGGUGAUAGGAUAUGUGAUGGUGUCCAGUUUGGAGCAGGAAUAAGGUUUCUAUAAUGCCUUUUUGAAAAGAAGCAACCUACAUGUGUUUCAUUAUUGAAACCUGAACCGAGUACCUUACCAAAAAAUUAAUAAAGUUGUCUGUAAUUUGA
Molecule: messenger RNA, 1640 nt
Organism: Stegostoma tigrinum
Lineage: Eukaryota; Metazoa; Chordata; Chondrichthyes; Orectolobiformes; Stegostomatidae
Product: sorting and assembly machinery component 50 homolog
Exons: 15
Coding region: 136-1545 (469 amino acids)
Biological process (GO): protein insertion into mitochondrial outer membrane; mitochondrial respiratory chain complex assembly
Cellular component (GO): SAM complex; outer membrane
Source: RefSeq, a predicted model, not a curated record